AUACAAUGCGAUGAUCGCUUCUGCAAGUUUAGCACCACGCAUCCAUCGGAUUGUGUGCCUCCGACGUGCACUCAAACCUGCUGGCAAUAUCGUCAGUUUCCUGAGCAGUAUAAUCCUCAAAUCGAUUCCGUUUGCCCAACGUGUGCUGCGCAGGGCAGGGGUGCGUAG
Molecule: messenger RNA, 168 nt
Organism: Coniophora puteana RWD-64-598 SS2
Lineage: Eukaryota; Fungi; Basidiomycota; Agaricomycetes; Boletales; Coniophoraceae
Exons: 3
Source: RefSeq, a predicted model, not a curated record